Molecule: messenger RNA, 855 nt
Organism: Colias croceus (clouded yellow)
Lineage: Eukaryota; Metazoa; Arthropoda; Insecta; Lepidoptera; Pieridae
Product: ubiquitin carboxyl-terminal hydrolase-like
Exons: 1
Coding region: 97-774 (225 amino acids)
Biological process (GO): protein deubiquitination; ubiquitin-dependent protein catabolic process
Cellular component (GO): cytoplasm
Molecular function (GO): cysteine-type deubiquitinase activity
Source: RefSeq, a predicted model, not a curated record
CCGAAAACCAAAAUUGACAGUGAAAUUGUAAGUCAAAGAAAAUUUUGCGGAAUAUCCUUAACUGUUAUCUUUUGUGCGGAGAAAAAUUUAACUACAAUGGCUGUCGCUUUACCGAUGGAAUCCAACCCUGAGGUGAUGAACAAGUACCUCCAAAAGCUAGGCGUAUCGAGUAAAUGGAAGAUGGUCGAUGUUCUAGGUUUGGAGAAAGAUGCUCUUCAAUGGGUCCCACGUCCGGUCCUUGCUGUUCUUCUUCUAUUUCCCCUUUCAGAAAGUUACGAACAGCACCGCUCUCAAGAGGAAAUCGAGCUAAGAAGCAAAGCCCAGGAAGUCAACGAUGUGUUCCACCUUAGACAAGUACUUAGCAAUGUAUGUGGAACAAUAGCACUAGUUCAUAGUGUGGCCAACAAUGCACAUACGAUUGAAAUAGAAGAAGGCCCAUUGAAAAGGUUCUUGAAUGACGCUAAAGGUCUUGAUGCAGCGGCCAAAGGAGCUCUACUAGAGAACUCUGCUGCUCUGCUUGAUGCAUACAAAGACUUGGUAGGAGGUGGUAAUGACGAAACCGAUGUCAAUGAAGCGUCUAAUCAUUUCGUAACUUUCAUCCAUAAGGAUGGAAAGUUAUUCGAAUUGUACGGCAGAAAAUCUUUUCCAAUAGAACAUGGUGCUACAACACCAGAAACGUUUUUGGAAGACGCUGCGAAAAUAUGUCGCGAAUUUAUCGCCAGAGAACCGGACAAUAUUGGGUUCAAUGUUAUUGCUCUCGUUUCUUCUGAGUAAUAUAUUUGAUGAUUAAUUUUAUUUGGUAGUGAAAUGUUCAUGAACACAAUUAGUUUCAUAAAAUAAAUAAGUUCUUUUAUG